UACAGUCCUGUCCCUGGGACCCUUAUCACUAUGAUAUUAGGAAGUUGUGAGGGGCUGGUGGGGGUGUGGAGGGGCAGCUCCUCCAUCCAAUCACAUCCCUGUCCUCCCCCUAUGUCAGGAUGCCUCUGAACUUGUGUUAUUAAAGGGAGAGGAGCUUCCCUACAGUGCACAGAGCAGGACAACAAGCAGGACAAGCAUCAGGAUAGUAAAGAAGAAUUCAUAUCCUGCCUUAUCAUGACAACCAAUGGCACCAUGGAAAAUGGACUGUCUGACAAGAAGCUCCAUAUGCUGCCCAGACCCAUCCCCAACCUGGAGGUCCUGCACACUCAGAUAUUCCUUAACAAUGACUGGCACCAGUCGGUGAGCGGCCAGUCGUUUCCGGUGUAUAAUCCAGCCACUGGGUCAAAGAUCUGUGAUGUGCAAGAGGCAGACAAGGCAGAUGUGGACAAAGCAGUGGAAGCGGCAAGAGCAGCGUUCCAUAAGGGAUCCCCAUGGAGGAGACUGGAUGCCAGUGGUAGGGGGAAGCUUCUUCACAAGCUGGCCGACCUUUUGGAGCGAGACAGAGUUAUUUUGGCUACUUUAGAAACGAUGGACACUGGAAAACCAUUCCUCCACGCCUUCCUCAUUGAUCUUGAGGGCUGUAUCCGGACCUUGCGCUACUUUGCUGGAUGGGCUGACAAAAUACAGGGAAGGACAAUCCCAGUGGAUGAAAGUUAUCUCUGCUAUACCGUACAUGAGCCUAUUGGAGUUUGUGGGGCCAUCACACCUUGGAACUUUCCCCUGCUGAUGCUGAUUUGGAAGAUGGCCCCAGCUCUAUGCUGUGGGAACACCUUGGUAAUAAAGCCGGCUGAGCAAACGCCACUCACGUCACUUUAUAUGGGAUCAUUAAUAAAAGAGGCUGGUUUCCCUUCUGGUGUAGUGAAUAUAGUGCCAGGUUAUGGGCCCACAGCUGGAUCUGCCAUAUCACAUCACCCUGACAUUGACAAAGUUGCAUUCACUGGCUCUACAGAAGUUGGAAAACUGAUCAAAGAGGCAGCAUCUGCGAGCAACCUGAAACGCGUCACUUUGGAACUUGGAGGGAAGAACCCCUGCAUUGUCUUUGCCGACGCUGAUUUGGAACUGGCUGCAGAAUGUGCACAUCAAGGCGUCUUCUUUAACCAAGGACAAUGCUGCACAGCCGCCUCCCGAGUCUUCGUAGAGGAAUCAGUGUAUCCAGAAUUUGUCAGGCGGAGUGUGGAUUAUGCAAAAAGACGGCUUCUUGGGGAUCCUCUUGACCCCAAAACAGAACAGGGUCCUCAGAUUGAUGAAGAGCAGUUCAACAAGGUGCUGGAAUAUAUACAGAGUGGAAAAGAUCAAGGUGCGAAAUUAGAGUGCGGUGGCUGUGCCCUUGGAGAACGAGGAUUUUUUAUUAAGCCCACUGUAUUCUCUGAAGUGACCGAUGACAUGAGGAUAGCAAAAGAAGAGAUUUUUGGACCUGUUCAGUCCAUUCUGAAAUUCAAAAGCAUAGAGGAAGUGAUAAAGAGAGCAAACAGCACAGAAUAUGGACUGACAGCUGCUGUGUUCACAGAAAGCCUGGACAAAGCCCUCAACGUCGCCUCUGCCCUGCAGUCUGGAACAGUAUGGAUUAAUUGCUACAAUGCUCUCCAUGCACAGGCUCCAUUUGGAGGCUUCAAGAUGUCAGGAAAUGGCAGAGAACUGGGUGAAUAUGCCCUGGCAGAGUAUACAGAAGUCAAAACUGUGACAAUCAAACUAUCAUCGAAGACACUGUGAAUAGUAAAGGGCGACGUGGCAGUGGUACACGAUUCUGCUUUAGCAGGACACACAACUCUAAAGAACAAUAAAAGGAAUAUUUUUAUUGUUAUCAUUAUACAUUCCAGAAAUGUCUUCUUUACCAAUCUGACCCCUGGCUAUGGGAACAUUCUAAUCCAUGUGAUUCUGCAGAGAGUAUGACAGUGUCUUAGACAGCUUUACCUAUACUAUGGUCCCGGUUAUAUGUCACCAGAACACCUCUUCAUGACAUGGACGCAGCACAUGCCACCCGAACACCUCUUCUUGACAUGGACGCAGCACAUGCCACCCGAACACCUCUUCAUGACAUGGACGCAGCACACGUCACCAGAACACCUCUUCAUGACAUGGACGCAGCACACGUCACCAGAACACCUCUUCAUGACAUGGACGCAGCACACGCCACCCGAACACCUCUUCAUGACAUGGACGCAGCUCUGGAAAUUGCAGAGUUCACAUAAGUUGACCCUGAAACAUACCUGUAUCUUGCUUUCUGAACUCUGCUAUGGCGUCUUUGUGAUUUGGAGAAAAUAUAAGUAAUUUAGCAGAUUUCGAUUUUUAGCUCUAGAUCUAGAAAAGGAGACGCAUGUGGCAUUUGAAUUAGACAGCUUCUCACUAAGAGCUGUACAUAACCUCCAAUUACUUGACUGGACACAGACCACUACUCCACUGCUGGCCAAGAGUUUGUUUUUAGGAUCAGUGGUGAGCCCAACAAAACAGGUUGACCUCUCACCAUCAUUCUUGGCUUUAUGUUAUUGAAAUUAUUUAGAUUUUUGACACAAUGUCUCUUAAGGAUUAAUUUUUGCCUAUAUUUGUGAAAUCCCUCUCGUCAUUCCCCCCC
Messenger RNA from Hyla sarda, 2629 nucleotides. RefSeq names its product aldehyde dehydrogenase 1 family member A3 (gene ALDH1A3). Gene Ontology annotation, molecular function: aldehyde dehydrogenase (NAD+) activity. The coding region runs from base 235 to 1770 and encodes 511 amino acids. The record is from RefSeq and is a predicted model, not a curated record. Lineage: Eukaryota; Metazoa; Chordata; Amphibia; Anura; Hylidae. The transcript has 13 exons.